AUGGAAACUCGCCGCCGAAUUUUGGACUACAUCUUCCCUCCCGGCUCUCACCCCGCCAGACGAACCGCACCGCCGCCGGGCGCAUGGCUGUACAACAUUGGCGGCGGGCCGGCAGCCGCGGAUGAUCAGCACGGCGGCGGGGCAGCCGCGGAGGAGCACGGCGCCGCCGACGAUCAUCCCGCCGCGCAGGACGACGCCAACUACGAGGAGCCGCUCCCCGGCGACGCCGUGCAGCAGCUCCACGGCGACGACGCCGAUUCCGACGACAAUCUGAGCGGCCGGACAGAGAUCGGCGACGGGAUUCUCAUCAUCGACGGCUACGCCGUUCCUCUCGUUUCGGCCUCCUCGUUGGCAUCAUCCACCGCGCCCUACUACGUUUCCGCGUCUGCAUCGACCUCCUCGGCCGGUACACGCUACCUCCUCACCGCCGAAGAUGGCGGCCCCUUCCUCCACCACGCCGCCGACAGCCCCUUCGUCCUCCUCGCCACGUCCGCUCCAGCCGAACAGCAGCAGGGCGGUGCGGACUCGCCUCCUCGGGAGCCCAAUCCCGUCCCCAGCACCCGCGCCAUCGACCAGCCGCUCGUGGUGGCCUCUCCUGCCCAAAUCCCUCAGGGCUCCUUGUCCCCGACUCAGUCCGGCGCCCUUCCCGUCACACGCCUUGGCUUUAGGGGCUCGGGUUUGCAUGGGAAGUGGAAGGACUGAGAGAGAUUGAUGAGUGAACGCAUAUGCACAGGCCACGGCAGCUCCUCCUUCGUCGGUAACUGGUGUUAAUGCUACUAAGAAAUGCACGAAUCCAACGGUACAGGUGAUCUACCGUACAAAGACCGGAUGAAAAAUUCUAAGUACAAAGAGUUGCUCUGUAAACUGAGAUAUUUCGAUCCUGUACAUAGCAUCUGCUGCUGGAUUUAUCCUUUUUUCUUUCGAUGAAACACAUAUAACAGUGUGUCAUGUUUU
Brachypodium distachyon (stiff brome) is the source of this 954-nucleotide messenger RNA. RefSeq lists its product as uncharacterized. The coding region runs from base 1 to 702 and encodes 233 amino acids. Lineage: Eukaryota; Viridiplantae; Streptophyta; Magnoliopsida; Poales; Poaceae. The transcript is spliced from 4 exons. The record is from RefSeq and is a predicted model, not a curated record.